AGGCAAUAAAUACUCGCAAGCACGAAUUAAACACCUUUUCUCGCCUUCACUCACAUUUUCCUUCUUGUUAGCCGCUUCGAAAGUAAGGCAUCUUACCGAUUCUUGUACAAACAUCCUUUGCACCGUCUUCAUCUCUUUUGCAGCAGAACCCCAGUCUUUGUGCUUUCUCUCUAGCGUCGAGUCCGUAAUACAGUGUCCAUGCCGGCGCGUGGGGUGAUAAUCGCUUCUUUCAUUAUUUCAGCCGCAAUUUGCACCGUGGGCGGCUAUUCUUACGAAGGCCGUUGUAAUAAGAACAUUUUGACUGUCUGCGCUGAUGAUAGUUCAUAUUUUCUUGUGAAAUGUUGGGAUGACCUUUUACCACGCCGUUUUGUGGACGACGAAGGGCGGCGGCACUUCGACGAGGAAGUACCCUCAAAACCUUUACGGCAACGCCUAGCCAACAACUACCGCGAAGACGAUUUGUUUACGCAAAAAUGCGUCGAAGAUGAGAAUGGGCAAUGGAUUCGUGUGCCACAAUUCAAUAUCACGAGCUACGAUCGACAGGAGACAUUCUACGUUCGUCAGCGGCAACUAAAAGAUUUGCUAAAAGACAAGGGAUAUUACUGCUGUUUUAAUACAACAUCCCGGCUCUGCCAUGAAACAUGGUUCCUCAGCGUACCAAUCCUUAUCCAGCAAAGUUACACUGCUGAGAACGGCGGAGAUGUGCAGACUGCAUUUACUUCUGUUCAACCGAGGGUUCAAAAAAGCGAAUCGCCCUACUCAAGUCAAUCUCUGAAACAAAACGCGUCAGCUGAAAACAUGGCAGGAAAUGUGGAAGUCAAUUUUCAUGCAAAGAAAUCGCCCGCGGAAAGCUUGCCAUCACAAUCUGCCAUUACCCAGGACCACAUGGGCGCCGGGGGUACAGUUGCCGUCGUCCUAGGCGUAACUGCAGCUAUCGGUGUUGCAGCCGCUAUUAUAUUUAUUGUCUACCGCAAGCUCCGCCCAGGAACUCGAAACAACCGUGGCAACUAUGGCCCGCCAGGCGCUCAAAAUUGGGCUUUUGCCUAAGAAAUCCAGGAUAAAGAUUAAUUUUUCGAAUCUGUGUAAAUUAGUGGUUGAAUAUUUUACGGUUGAAAGGUGGUUUUUGUUUUAAUGUCGGUGAUGCGGGCUCGGCUCAGAUCCUUUCCGGUGCUUUUAAUUUCCUUGUUCUAAUGCGGCCGAUAAAGUACUGACAGUGC
Molecule: messenger RNA, 1217 nt
Organism: Paramacrobiotus metropolitanus
Lineage: Eukaryota; Metazoa; Tardigrada; Eutardigrada; Parachela; Macrobiotidae
Exons: 4
Coding region: 199-1047 (282 amino acids)
Source: RefSeq, a predicted model, not a curated record